Molecule: messenger RNA, 2283 nt
Organism: Nelumbo nucifera (sacred lotus)
Lineage: Eukaryota; Viridiplantae; Streptophyta; Magnoliopsida; Proteales; Nelumbonaceae
Gene: PDE338
Product: Nucleic acid-binding proteins superfamily
Biological process (GO): RNA stabilization
Molecular function (GO): RNA binding
Source: RefSeq, a predicted model, not a curated record
CCGCUCCACAAUCCCCCAUGGAACAUCCCCGCAGAACGUCCCGAUGCUCUCAAUAUACGGCGGGGUUGUGCUGUGGGGCGGGACGUUGUGGGGCAGAGAUGUCUAAUUGCAAGUUGAAACUGUGUUAGAAAGUUAUGAGAUGAUGAAAGUAUCAAAUUUCAGGAGAAGUUUUAGCAAUUUACAAAAACUGCAAGGGAGGUUUUGGCAAUUUAUCCAAAAGGAAGCCGUAUAAGAGAGCGAGAGGCCACGGCCCACGGGUAAAGAUAGAAAAGAUUUCAAUUCAGCAGAGAGGCAAAGCUCAUGACCUGCGCAUUAAGCAGGAUAAGAUGCCAGGCCCUCAUCAGCCCUGUAAGUGCCUCAACUUCUUGAGCUCUUCCGUCCCGCUAAACUUCAGCGCUGCUCGAAAAAUCAUUCAGAAUAGAGAAAAUUCAAGUACCCCCAAAUUUGUGGUUUCAAAGACCCCAACGCUCUUCUCCGUAUCCGUCACAGGGUCUCCCAAAAAUCUAGUUUUCCUUCCGAAAUCUCCAUUUUGUAGAAAAACCCAUGUCUUCCUUUGCUCUUCCAAUGAUGAAUUUGAAACUUCCCGGGGUACCCAGGUCUCAAAUAAGCCCGAAAGUGAGAGACUUGAAGAAAUGGAAGAGCUUGAAUUGCUCGGAAAGCCUGCUCUGAUAACCGUAAGAAAUGCUUCUGUCGAAGAAGAAAAAGUUGCUGAACCUCGUAAGCCUGAGGAAGAUGAGGCUUUAGCUCCCUUUUUGAAGUUUUUCAAGGCUAGAGAUUCGUUAGAGCAAGGGGAAGUGAGUGAAUUAGAAGUAACUGAUGAAGAGGUUAGCGAAGAGGAGCGGGAGGAGAAAGAGGAAAACAAGAAGGUCAGUGUCGAGUAUUACGAGCCAAAACCGGGUGAUUUUGUCGUCGGUGUAGUUGUGUCGGGCAAUGAGAAUAAGCUCGAUGUGAACGUCGGAGCAGACCUUUUGGGUACAAUGCUGACUAAAGAAGUGCUCCCUCUCUAUGACCAAGAGCUACCCUAUCUAUUAUGUGACAUGGAAAAGGAUUCCGAGGAGUUUAUGGUUCGUGGGAAGAUGGGAAUUGUCCAGGAUGAGGAUGCAAUGAGCGGGGAACCAGUACCAGGGAGACCUGUAGUCGAGACAGGGACUGUUCUCUUUGCUGAGGUACUCGGACGAACACUUAGUGGACGGCCUUUGCUGUCCACAAGACGACUCUUUCGGCGGGUGGCAUGGCAUCGAGUGAGGCAGAUAGAACAGCUAAAUGAGCCCAUAGAAGUUAAAAUCACAGAGUGGAACACGGGUGGUCUCCUUACAAGAAUUGAGGGUUUGCGAGCAUUUCUUCCUAAAGCUGAGCUGAUGGGUAGAGUUAACAACUUUACAGAGUUGAAAGAAAAUGUGGGUCGCCGGAUAUUUGUACGGAUUACUAGAAUAGAUGAAGCUAAUAAUGACUUAAUAAUCAGCGAAAGAGAAGCUUGGGAAAUGCUAUACCUCCGAGAGGGAACACUGCUAGAAGGGACGGUGAGGAAAAUUUUUCCUUAUGGAGCACAAAUAAGAAUAGGCGAGACUAAUAGAAGUGGAUUGCUGCAUAUCUCAAACAUUACUCGUGAACGAAUUACUUCUGUAGAUGACUUGUUAACAGUGAAUGAAAAAGUUAAAGUUCUAGUGGUGAAAUCAAUGUUUCCUGACAAAAUAUCAUUGAGUAUAGCGGACCUUGAAAGUGAGCCUGGUUUGUUUGUAUCAAAUAAAGAGAAAGUAUUCUCUGAGGCUGAAGAGAUGGCAAAGAUGUACAGGAAAAAGCUACCAGCUGUUUCUGCAACUCGUAAGUUAGAUCCCCUUCCAACUGAUGUUCUUCCUUUUGAUGAUGAAGCAAGAUUGUAUGCCAACUGGAAGUGGUUCAAAUUUGAAAGAUGUUAAUGAAGCAAACUGACCCACAAGUUGGUUUGGCUGUGAAACGUUUAAGGCCUUGCAUGCUUGAAAUGACUAAAAAUGGCCUUCUUCAAGUGAAGAUUGUAGAGGAGUAUGCCUGUACUCCCUGAAUUUAGUGGGCAAGCGUAAAUGAAACGAAUAGAAGCAGAGUAUGAGUUGCGGUGAUUACACCCUAAACAUGAGUUCUCUUGACUGGAGUGAUCUCUUACGACAUACAUUAUUAAAAGGUUGAAAAUUCUUUUGUACGUAAUGCCCAUUACAUCUCUCUUAGUUACCAAAAAAAGGCCCAUUACAGAAAUUGUUGCCUUCUACAUUCUACUACCUAUUAUUGCAUCCGUCUUCUUUCUUCUUUUCU